AUGCCAGUUUUUCAUACAAAGACGAUAGAAAGUAUCCUGGAGCCGGUGGCUCAGCAGAUAUCACAUCUAGUGAUUAUGCACGAAGAGGGAGAAGUGGACGGGAAAGCCAUCCCGGAUCUCUCUGCUCCCGUGGCUGCGGUGCAAGCGGCUGUCAGCAAUCUCGUCAGGGUAGGGAGAGAGACGGUCCAGACCACAGAGGAUGCCAUAAUGAAGAGAGACAUGCCUCCAGCCUUUACCAAGGUGGAAAAUGCUUGUACGAAGCUGGUACAGGCUGCUCAGAUGUUAAAGGCAGACCCAUACUCCGUGCCAGCGAGAGAUUACCUCAUCGACGGCUCCCGUGGGAUUCUCUCUGGCACCUCCGACCUUCUCCUGACCUUCGAUGAGGCAGAGGUUCGUAAAAUAAUCCGUGUUUGUAAAGGCAUAUUGGAGUACCUGACUGUGGCAGAGGUGGUUGAGUCUAUGGAAGACCUGAUCACCUACACUAAGAAUCUGGGACCAGGAAUGACAAAGAUGGCGAAGAUGAUUGACGAAAGACAGCAGGAGCUGACACACCAGGAGCACAGAGUCAUGCUGGUCAACUCCAUGAACACGGUGAAGGAGCUGCUCCCGGUGCUUAUCUCAGGAAUUAAAAUCUUUGUGACGACCAAGACGUCUCAGAGCCAGGGGGUGGAGGAGGCUCUGAAGAACCGGAACUUCACGGUGGAGAAAAUGAGUGCUGAGAUUAACGAGAUCAUCAGGGUGUUACAGCUGACCUCCUGGGACGAAGACGCUUGGGCCAAUAAGGAUACAGAGGCCAUGAAGAGGGCAUUGGCACUCAUAGACUCCAAAAUGACCCAGGCCAAAAAUUGGCUGAGAGAUCCCAAUGCACAGCCAGGAGAUCCAGGAGAACAAGCCAUUCGUCAGAUUUUGGAUGAGGCAGGUAAAGUUGGAGAGUUGUGUGCAGGGAAGGAAAGGAGGGAUAUUCUGGGCACGGCCAAGACCCUGGGACAGAUGACUGAUCAGGUUUCAGACCUGCGUGCCAGAGGUCAGGGGGCAUCUCCGGUGGCCAUGCAGAAGGCUCAGCAGGUCUCUCAAGGCCUAGACAUGCUGACGGGGAAAGUGGAGAACGCCGCCCGCAAGUUAGAGGCCAUGACCAAUUCCAAACAGGCUAUCGCCAAGAAGAUAGACGCAGCUCAGGCCUGGCUUGCUGACCCUAAUGGUGGUUCAGAAGGAGAAGAGAACGUCAAGACCCUUCUCGCAGAGGCCAGGAAAAUAGCUGACCUUUGCGAGGACCCCAAGGAGAGAGAGGACAUUCUCCGCUCCAUGGGAGAGAUCGCAGCCCUCACUGCCAAGCUCUCUGACCUUAGGAAACAGGGCAAAGGUGACACACCCGAAGCCAGGCUUUUGGCUAAGCAGAUUGCCACAGCCCUGCAGAACCUCCAGUCAAAGACCAACAAGGCAGUCGCCAACAGCAGGCCAGCCAAGGCUGCGGUGCACCUGGAGGGAAAGAUCGAACAAGCACAACGCUGGAUCGACAACCCUACCAUGGACGACAGCGGUGUGGGUCAGGCGGCCAUUCGCGGCCUGGUUGCCGAGGGCCGUCGCCUUGCCAACGCAUUGCCUGGGCCGUAUAGGCAGGAGUUGUUAGGGAAGUGUGAGCAGGUGGAGCAGCUGAUGGCCCAGCUGGCAGACCUGGCCGCACGCGGGCAGGGUGACACCCCACAAGCACGUGCCGUCGCUCAGCAACUACAGGACGCCCUGAAGGAACUCAAAGGAAAGAUGCAGGAGGCAAUGACCCAGGAGGUGUCUGAUAUAUUCAGCGACACAACGACUCCCAUUAAACUACUAGCUGUGGCAGCGACAGCACCUCCUGAAACACCCAACAGAGAGGAGGUGUUUGAUGAGCGGGCUGCUAACUUUGAGAACCAUGCUAGUAGACUGGGAGCCACUGCGGAGAAAGCGGCUGCUGUGGGAACAGCCAAUAAGAACACAGUGGAGGGUAUACAGGCCGCAGUCAAGUCUGCCAGGGAGCUGACACCACAGGUGGUUUCUGCUGCUCGUAUCCUUCUGAAGAACCCUGGCAACCAGGCCGCCUACGACCACUUUGAAACCAUGAAGAACCAGUGGAUAGACAAUGUCGAAAAGAUGACAGGUUUGGUCGAUGAAGCCAUAGACACCAAGUCUCUGCUGGACGCCUCUGAGGAUGCCAUCAAGAAAGACCUUGAGAAGUGCCAGGUGGCUAUGGCCAAUCACCAGCCACAGAUGCUGGUUGCCGGGGCAACCAGCAUCGCCAGGAGAGCAAACAGAAUCCUAUUGGUGGCCAAGAGGGAAGUGGAGAACUCUGAGGAUCCUAAAUUCAGGGAGACGGUGAAGGGGGCAUCAGAUGAGCUUAGCCAGACCAUAUCUCCCAUGGUGAUGAACGCCAAGGCUGUGGCUGCCAACAUUCAGGACCAAGGUUUGCAGAAGGGUUUCCUGGACUCGGGCUAUAAGAUCCUGGGAGCUGUGGCCAAGGUUAGAGAGGCCUUCCAGCCUCAGGAGCCAGACUUCCCCCCUCCUCCUGCUGAUCUGGAUCAGCUCCAUCUCAACGAUGACGCUGCCCCACCAAAGCCCCCACUGCCAGAGGGUGAGGUUCCUCCUCCCAGACCUCCUCCCCCAGAGGAGAAGGAUGAGGAGUUCCCUGAACAACAGGCUGGAGAGAUGGUUAGCGAGCCAAUGAUGGUGGCUGCCAGGCAACUCCACGAUGAGGCCCGCAAGUGGUCCAGCAAGGGUAACGACAUCAUCGGUGCGGCCAAGCGAAUGGCACUGCUGAUGGCUGAGAUGUCCCGCCUGGUCCGCGGAGGCAGCGGGAACAAACGUGCGCUCAUCCAGUGUGCCAAGGACAUCGCCAAAGCUUCUGAUGAGGUCACACGACUGGCCAAGGAAGUGGCCAAACAGUGCACGGAUAAACGCAUCCGCACCAACCUGCUACAGGUGUGUGAGCGUAUCCCAACCAUCAGCACCCAGCUGAAGAUUCUGUCCACCGUCAAGGCCACCAUGUUGGGUCGCACCAACAUUAGUGAGGAGGAGUCUGAGCAGGCCACAGAAAUGUUGGUCCACAACGCCCAGAACCUGAUGCAGUCAGUGAAGGAGACGGUGAGAGAGGCGGAGGCUGCCUCCAUCAAGAUCCGUACUGACGCUGGCUUCACCCUGCGCUGGGUCCGAAAGACCCCCUGGUACCAGUAGAAAACUGGGUCUUUUGUUUAAUAGCUCCAGAGUGGUACCAGGACGGCUGCCUCUCUGAGCUGUAAACGGCAAUACUAACCUUCUGAACUUCCCCACACAGCCCUCGUACCCUUGUAUGGGUAAAAUAAUUUUUCCUGUUUUUUCCUGUGUGUAUUCCAUAUCAGUUCAUUCUACUGGUAAUUUGUUUUCCCUAGAGAGUGAGUGGUUUAGAAUGUAAAAUAAGGGACAAUCCAGUGGAACUGGUAUAAUGUUGUCCUGAGGAAUUCCUUUUCUAUUAUGUAAAGAAUGUGCUCAACCUUUCCAGAAAUCCUGAGUAUAUAUUUUUUUGACUAGAGAUUCAAAUAUGGUAUUGCAAAUUGUUGUUAGACUCACUUUUUUUAGCACAAAACAAAUGUAUUGAUAGGAGUGUUGCCGAGGUUGUCGGAUUUUCCAAGGGGAUUUUUUUUAAAUAUCUUUGAAUUAUUAGUGUAUAUCUCUGUGUACUGGGAAUUGUACCAUCUCCAUGACAACCAUUUGAUUCUCAGAAUGUUUGUAUAAAUAUAACUACAUACCCAGCUGAACACAUUCAUACUCAUCUUUAUUUUAGCUGUUUACACCAUAAUAUGUUUUACAGAAAAAAAACACUGUGCUUCUUUUUACAGUUUAGCUAAGUUAAGAGAAGGUAAAAUACAAACUGAUCUUUAACUAUAUGUCAAAAAGUAAUUUGCUAAGAUCUUGUUUUGUUUGACUUGUGUGUCAAAGGUUCUGCCAAAGAUUUACUGUUUAAAACUUUGCUCUCUUCCUAUAUUUUUUCAUGUAAUUUUGUUUGUUUGUUUUUUGAGGUGGGCUUAUCAGAGGUUUGUCAAUAUUAAGGGCUAAAUUAGUGAAGACAUUACAAACCAUCAACAAAGUUGAUAUUAAUUUUGAAUUUGAUACACAGAUUCUACUGUACUAGUUCUUAUAACUGGCAUUCAUGUUCUAUGGUCAUAGGAUUUAUGCAUUGAGAUCUUAUUUAAGUUUGUGCCUUCGGAGUAAAAAGUACACAAUUUGACAAAAAAAACCCCCAAAAACACAAGGCCUUUUGGCAGGUGCUACUAUACUUUAACCUCAAUGUGAAAUCAAUCCAGUCUUCUUUAAUUAGACUCUUUAAUCAUUUCAUUGUCCUUCCCAUUACUGCCUAGAUAGAAUUUAUUUGCCAGACUCACAUUUCCACUCAGUGCACAGUGUCCUUUGAAAUACACUAACUCACUUUCUCAUUGAAAAUGUACUUGCAUACAUAUUUAAGGAAGUAAAGUCUUUAGACUUUAAGUUCUCUUUCCUUUUUGUAAUGUUUAGAAGACCAGCCGUUC
Messenger RNA from Chanos chanos (milkfish), 4529 nucleotides. RefSeq names its product vinculin b (gene vclb). The transcript is spliced from 21 exons. Lineage: Eukaryota; Metazoa; Chordata; Actinopteri; Gonorynchiformes; Chanidae. Bases 1 to 3201 code for a protein of 1066 amino acids. The record is from RefSeq and is a predicted model, not a curated record. Gene Ontology annotation, cellular component: actin cytoskeleton. Gene Ontology annotation, molecular function: structural molecule activity; actin filament binding. Gene Ontology annotation, biological process: cell adhesion.